AUGAAAAACGACAACGAAUACGUAAGAUACGCUGUCGAAGCACUGUGGGAAGACGAUUGCAGCUCAUCAGUGCAAGAAACGGGACGGUACCUGGCAUCAGCCGCACGUCCUGGGACCCGACUUGAUCUGUGGUCAAACGGUCGACAGAAAGUCGACGCUCCGGAAGAAUGUGGUUCCGGCUGGAGCAAGAAUCUGGACCCUCGGUCGGCGAAAUCCUUUACAGUCCUGUGCAACCUGACCUGA
Molecule: messenger RNA, 243 nt
Organism: Echinostoma caproni
Lineage: Eukaryota; Metazoa; Platyhelminthes; Trematoda; Plagiorchiida; Echinostomatidae
Source: the annotation of a GenBank genome assembly